GCACUGAUGAAAGUAUUGCAGUAUUUAUAUUUGUAUGAUGAGCUGGAAAUAAUGAAAGUGAAAGAGAAACUCAAACACUGACACCUCACACACAAACACACACCUGUUAUAAAGGUGUGUGUUUGUGUUCAUGCCGCAGAUUUCAUCCCACACUCUCGGGACAGCAAAGACUGAACAUCUGCUGCUUGGACCUUACAGGCCUGAUGUGAUUUGCUGCUAUAUGAAUAAAACUGAAUUUGCUGCGACAGUAAAAUUACAUCACAGUUACAUCCAGGCAGAAACUGACAGAGAAUUCCACCCAAAUACUUCGUCAGUAAGAUGGACGACAAAAUAAAAAAAGAUCUCCAACAACUGCUCGACAAAUUAUGGUCUGAGCCAGAUCUCAAGGUCACCAUGAAGAACUCAGUGAAAGGAGGAAUUAAGACUGGAGGAUGUGCGGUUGUUGGUGGGCUGGUUGGUGGACCUCCGGGGUUCGCUGUGGGUGCAGCCAUCGGAGGCAUCUACAGCUGGAAGACCAGUGACGAUUUCAAGCCUCUGCCUCAGAUCCUGCGGGAGAUGCCUCCUGCUCAAUUGGACGAGCUCAUUAAAUCAGUCAUGGUUAUUUUAGGCCAUCUGAAAUGGGAAACUGUAGAGGGGCUCAUUGAUUAUGUGAUGAAAGACAUUCCUCUCAAGAAAGCAAUCACUGAUGAGUUAAAGCACAGGGUGAAAACUUUAAACUGAGAACAGGUGUGCUGUGAGUUCUGGCUCUCUGCACUUUUCAUGACAGUCAGGUCUCUUUGAAUAAACAUGUUUCAUGUUGAACCCUGAAACAUACAGAGGAGAGAAAAUCUCUUUCUUCAUCUUUUUCAAAUAAAACAAACUGAUGAA
Molecule: messenger RNA, 867 nt
Organism: Oreochromis aureus
Lineage: Eukaryota; Metazoa; Chordata; Actinopteri; Cichliformes; Cichlidae
Product: protein C19orf12-like
Exons: 3
Coding region: 319-720 (133 amino acids)
Source: RefSeq, a predicted model, not a curated record